UGACACUUUGAGAGCACACAGCAUCGCCAUGGACAUCGAAGACUUGGCCAAACUGGCCGGCCAGUUCGAUGGCUCUACGCUGGUCACUCCCAAGACCCUGCAGGAAGUAGUGUCCACCGGCAACUGCAUGGGGUGCGGCAUUUGCGAGAGCAUCGUGGGGUCGGACUUCCUCAAGAUGGAGGUCAUCCCACCAAGACAGCGCAUGAGGCCUGUGUUCCUGAAGGAAGCACCUCCGGAUCGUGUCGCCAAAGCUGUUGCGGCUUGUCCGGGCGCGCAGGUCGGUGGCUUACCGGGUUGGCGGCCCUCCAGUGGGCUAGAGGCCUUUGUUGGCCAGGCAAAAUCCAUCCAGAAGGGUUUUGCCAGUGAUCCCGAGAUCCGCUUUAAAGCGGCCGCUGCGGGUGGGUUGACCUCUCUCUCCAUUCACAUGAUCGAGUCGGGUCAGGUGAAGUUUGUGCUCCACGUCAAGGCGUGCGCCAUGUACGAUGACAUCGCCACGCAAGGGUCCAAACUGAGCUUUUCUCGUGCGGAGGUCUUCGAAGGCCGGGGCUCCCGCUAUGGGCCCGUGGCGCCUCUCAAGUCCCUGGAGGAUGCUCUUGCACGUGCUGAGCCCUUCGCAUUGGUGGCAAAGCCUUGCGACAUCAACGCCGCGCGCAACUAUGCACUCGUUGACAAGCGCAUGGAUGAACUCUGCAAAUGCAUGAUGACAAUCUCCUGUGGCACCUACGCAGACAACGAAUGCGUGGACCGCUUCCUGGGCAACCGAAAUAUCGCCAACGAAGAGGUGGAG
Messenger RNA from Symbiodinium necroappetens, 787 nucleotides. Lineage: Eukaryota; Dinophyceae; Suessiales; Symbiodiniaceae. The record is from the annotation of a GenBank genome assembly.